AUGGGGGAUGAAACAGGAGGGGCAUCUUUACCAUCAACAGGAAGCGAUGCUAAAAAACGCAGGGUAACCUACUUCUAUGAACCCACAAUUGGUAAUUACUACUAUGGCCUAAACCACCCAAUGAAACCCCACAGAAUCCGCAUGGCUCACAACUUGAUAACCAGCUAUGGUCUUCUCCGUUAUAUGGAAAUCACUCGUCCAUUCCCAGCCGCUCCUGAAGACAUAGGAAAGUUUCAUUCGGAUGAGUACGUGGAGUUCUUGUCUUCAGUGUCUCCAGAAUCACUGGCUAAUCCAGAACAUGGCACGCGGUCAGAGAGAUUUAAUGUUUGUGAAGAUUGUCCAGUUUUUGAUGGGUUGUUCGAGUUCUGUCAAGCUUCUGCGGGUGGCUCAAUUGGUGCUGCUGCUAAACUUAAUAGAGGUGAUGCUGAUAUUGCUUUGAAUUGGGCUGGUGGAUUGCAUCAUGCUAAGAAGGAUGGGGCUUCUGGGUUUUGUUAUGUUAAUGAUAUUGUUCUCGGCAUUCUUGAGUUACUCAAAGUUCACAGGCGUGUGCUCUAUGUCGACAUUGAUGUUCACCAUGGAGAUGGUGUUGAGGAGGCUUUCUACUCUACUGAUAGGGUCAUGACUGUGUCUUUCCAUAAAUAUGGAGAUUUCUUUCCUGGCACAGGGCACAUUGAGGACAUUGGGGUUGGCCAAGGGAAGAACUAUGCCCUGAAUGUUCCAUUAAAUGAUGGAAUGGACGACGAAAACUUCCAUGGUCUUUUUCGGCCGAUCAUCCAAAAAGUCAUGGAGGUUUAUCAGCCUGAAGCAGUUGUUCUCCAAAGCGGAGCAGACUCAUUAUCUGGUGAUAGGUUGGGCUGUUUCAACUUGUCCAUUAAGGGCCAUUCGGACUGCCUUCGUUUUCUAAGAUCUUUCAACGUUCCUUUGAUGGUCUUGGGUGGGGGUGGGUAUACUCUCAAGAACGUUGCUUCUUGCUGGUGCUAUGAGACAGCAGUUGCAGUUGGGAUGGAACCUGAUAAUAGAUUGCCUUACCAUGAGUACUAUGAGUACUUUGGCCCUGAUUACACACUUCAUGUUGAUCCAUCCAACAUGAAGAACCUAAACUCACCCAAAUAUAUGGAGACAAUAAGGAAUACACUGCUAGAGCAAGUUUCUAGACUAAUUCAUGCUCCCAGUGUACCUUUUCAGACAACGCCAUCAACAACUGAAGUUCCAGAAGAGGCUGAAGAAGACAUGGAUCAGAGACCAAAGCAUCCCAUAUGCAAUGGUGAGGAUUAUGAUGAAGAUGAGAUGGCUGGACCUAGAAUUUUGAACAUUGAUGCGCAACCAAUCACUGAGAUGAGGGAUGCUGUGACCGAUGCAAUGGAAGAAGACUAG
Messenger RNA from Dovyalis caffra, 1374 nucleotides. The record is from the annotation of a GenBank genome assembly. NCBI's taxonomy places the organism in Eukaryota, Viridiplantae, Streptophyta, Magnoliopsida, Malpighiales, Salicaceae.